Messenger RNA from Drosophila persimilis, 2473 nucleotides. RefSeq lists its product as uncharacterized. The transcript is spliced from 3 exons. The coding region runs from base 71 to 2176 and encodes 701 amino acids. The record is from RefSeq and is a predicted model, not a curated record. Lineage: Eukaryota; Metazoa; Arthropoda; Insecta; Diptera; Drosophilidae.
UGUAUUGUCACCGAGACCAACUCUAACAGCAACGAGAGAGAAACCCGAAAAUCUCAGAGAUAUAAUAUUGAUGAUCCAGGAGCCAGCACGAGUACAGGCAACAACAUACGAGGCGAGGGCACCACCCAGCAACAACCAGGCACCGGAACAGGCAAGCGAGCACGCCCACGCACGGUCCCAGGAUCCGCAGAUCGUAACAGUAACGAUACCCUCUGGCGAGAGAAACUCAUCGCCCAACUGCUGCUGCUCUCACAGGAGAACAACGCAAACAGUGCCUACGAAGGCUUCGGUUACGUGCACGUCGAUGAGCAGCACAACCAUACCGAUCGUGAUAAAUACGAAACCAAACCCAAGAAUCAUACUGAUCAGGGUGCCAACGCAGGCGCAGACGCACGAGACAAGCAACAGCAACAGCAGCAAGAACAGCUGCAACAACAGCAGGAGCAGCGGGACAGAGUGCAGCGCGCCUCGAACUCGCAUUAUCAGAAUACCCUUUUUACCAGGGUCGGUACCAACGCGUCCGCCAGUGAAACGGGCUUUGCCUACGGUGCUCCCUCUAGUAAACUUGAAGAAUUCGGCGACGGAAGCCCCUAUCGCAACGUAUCCAGCGACUGGGACUGCAACAUACCAACUAGAACACAGCUCGGCACAGGCGCCAAGAACGCUGCACCACGAGCAGGCGACAGUAGUCGGUACACGGACUAUGGAGAUGGUGACGCAAACGGUCCCGGUUUCGAGCACGCCCCAGUCACAGACCCUGGCGUCAAUGGCUGGUAUCCAGCUGACAGGUGCAGACUUGCAGCCGUCCCGCCAGGAUAUGAGUGGAGCAAUGCCUACUGCUACAGUUGAAGAGAUAGAUGUUCCGGUGUUCAUUGAUGAAUACCUGCAAGACAUAGAAGCAACGUCCUCGUGUAGCAGCGAAAGCGGAAAGGAGAUUUUUACUGAAACGGAUAUUCUUGACUUUGACUUUGAUAUAAACUUGAUUGCCGAGGAUCACAUUGAGCUUGAGCCCAAGAAAAUGGAUCGGUGCAAUCUGGUUAUGGAUGACAUCAACAACGACAACCUCGACGACUAUAAACUUCAAAUGGAUGACUACGAUUUCCAGCAACUGACUGGAGAGGAGGAGACACUCGACAUGGCCCCCAUGUGCGGCAUCAACUUCAAUCAACCCAAUAAUUUCAUAGACCUUAACGACAUACUAACCGGAUCCCAGGACCCCAUGCUCUCAACAUUCUCACAGACCUCCACCAACACCAAAUGCUUCAGCGAAGAACCGCUGCUGGCCGACGAGAACAGCUACGGCGGCAGCAUGUACGUCUGUAGUCAGGAAUCGUUGGGCUUCGGCCAGGUGGACGAUGUCAAGCCAGCUACCGAUCCGGAAGUUGGCGGCAGCAGCGUCUCCGUGGCCAUCCGACACACCCUGUCCAACCCUCUGGUUGGACUAAAGCGCACGGCCUCGGCGGCAGUGCUCGCCCCUGCGGGCGAGACACAGGCGCAGAAGCGGAGCAAGCUGAUGCUCAAGAUCAACAGCCAGUCGCCGCCUGCAUUCAGCCAAUCAGAAGAAAUAAGCACACCCGCCAUCAUUGAGCAGGUCUUGAAUUUUGAGAGGCCCGAGGCCGCCAACACCACCAUCAUCACAUCACAUGCCGGAAUCAUCGAGGAUCUGCGGAGCGCCGAGGAGGAAACCACCACCGAUUUCUCAGCUCCGAACACACCGCACAGCUACUACUCGGCGUGCUCCUCCAGCGUAGCCCCAACCUGCCAGUCAGGGUUCGGCGGCUUCCUCACUGCUCCAGCCUCCCCCGCCUACUCAGUCGCCAGUACCUCCCAGUUCAGUGCCACCACCUCGACGAACGGCAACGCCCCCAAGCGAAAGCGCGGCCGUCCCGCCAAAGAGCACGCGGACGGACCAGACCCGGAGGUGAUGUCCCGCAUGGACGACGAGAAGCGCAAGGCAUACAUAGACCGCAUCAAGAACAACGAGGCCAGCCGCGUAUCGCGCCGGAAGACGAAGAGUCGCGAUGAGCUCGAGAAGCAGUUGGAGGAGGAGCUGGUGGCCGAGAACGAAAGCCUGUUGACCCAGUCACAGCGGGUGGACCACAAGGAGACCCUGUUCAAGAACUACCUGAUGGUCCGCCAGCGGAACAACAGCACCUUUGUCAAAAAGGAGCACUAGCAGCCAGGCCAGCCUUAAAUUCUCGUAGCCAUAAAUACAUAGAACUGUCGUUACCUACUGAUAUCGCAUAUUGCGGUGAAUCGCCUUAAGUCGAGAGAGAUCCCCUGUCAUCCAUUGUCUAGUUAAGUUGUUGUUGUAGUUGAGAAGAGAAAGUCCAAUAUCCAUUACACAUCCCCGCCCGAAGCUGGGGAGAACAUCAUGUGUCAUGACAUUGAACUGAUGUAAAACCUAAACCAUAAUUACCAACAUAUUAUGAAUAGAGGCGCCACAGAGCGCGAGGUGUGAUUAUUUUUAAAA